CGUCGAUCAAAUCCUUUGAAGAGGGUAGGAAGAAUUGCUUUCAGUAAAAUACGCAACAUGAUUAAUACAAUGUUCAGCCUCGUCGCUAGACAGUAGGCUAUUCCUCAUGGGUUGCAGAAUAUACCCUAUUACCUACUUGUAGGCAAUAGAUUUCCGUCUGCAUGUGUCUAGCUGCUCGCCUAGUCAUUAAUAACUGAACCAGAUUUAAUCAUUUGAAGCCACGAUUAGAGACGAUAGAAAACCAAAUCUUCGAUAGGCUUCCUGAAACUUUUGGGUAAUCGCCUACUUUGGCUAAUGCAAUAAUUGUCUAACAAAAGUCUCUUUUCAGCUAUGCUAUAAGUUGUUUUUCGCAUGAAUUUUUGCUGUAAUUAGCCUAUUUCUGAACAACUUAAUUAUAGGCAUAAUGAUUCAGCAGCAGUUCUACCGUUAAACUUCACAUCUGACAGAAUUUUGGCAAUGGCUAUGGAAACCUUUUUUAAAACACUCUAAAUACCAUAUCUCAUAACACACAAAUCCGACUGAAACGGAACCUUUUCUCGUUUAGUUUAUAAUAAUGUUAAAUGACAUAUACUAAAUAUAUCUCAUUUGAGUGUAGACUACAUUUUGUCUAUCAUACUGUUCAGAAAAUGGGAUAAUCUAAUCAUAUGUCCAAUUACAAUACUGAUGGGCUCAAAUGUACUCUUUUGUCCAGUAAGCAAUAGUGGCAUAGCUCAGAAGUCAACAUGUUAGCUUAAUGAAAAAGACUCGCCUUCUCCCUUUCACCAGAAUGACAGACCAAGAGACCUCUAGUCCCGUAGCACGAGGAUGACCCCUCUGAAACAAAGCCUCUGUCCGUCACCUCCUCAGGCGUUGUGCUGCCGCUUUGUACCGAAGGUCUCUAGCUAUUGUUUUUAUUAUACCAGACAGUCAAGCUUGAAUUAUGUUCAGUAUUGGCAUCUGCUGGGACGCGGUUUGAGCCACACAAUCUAGGCCUACUAAAACAAAAGGUAGUUGUCGCUUAUUAUUGGCUAAAGAGAGUGAGGAUUUUGAUAUGCAAACCUUCGUUUGUAUGGGAACCACUUUACACAUUUCUGCCGUCCAUAAUCAUGUUUAAUAUUCUUGAAUUUUGUUUAUCUGAAUUUGUCGUCUCUGGAGUCGUUUGAUUACCCUUACUCUACAUAUUUAAUCGAAGUUGGUGCAAAUUGCUGCUGAUACGCUUGAGCCGAUACUCGUCGCGCCAUUUCAAUUGGCUGGGUUGGUCACGUGAGCUGUUAAAUCUGUGCAUCUGACGGCGAGGAGGAGGGCUUUAUGGUUACAGAAAAAAAGACAACUCGAGAAAAAUUAGUAUUUUCAGAAAUUAAUGACCAUGAGUUCGUAUAUGGUGAACUCCAAAUAUGUUGAUCCUCAAUUUCCACCUUGCGAAGAAUAUUCGCAAACCAACUAUAUUCCUGAACAGGCGGGUUACUACCCCUCUUCUCAAGAGACAGUCUACCCUGCAGACCUCUGCCCCCGGUCAGACUACACACCACAGACCUACACUUGUGACACGGUGCAACAGCAGGGUCGUGAGCCGGGGCUUUCCAGCCAGCCUCUUCCCUUCACCGGUCAGACGGAACCAUGCUCCCCUGUCCACCUGCCCGGUCCAAGGACCUGCGGCCCGCAACAACAGCAGAAAAGUGAGAGCAAGCCUCCGGCUGUUGUUUACCCGUGGAUGAAAAAGGUCCACGUUGUCACCGUGAACCCAAACCACACGGGACCGGAGCCCAAACGGUCGCGGACGGCGUAUACACGGCAGCAGGCUUUAGAACUGGAGAAGGAAUUUCAUUUUAACAGGUAUCUCACGCGGAGGCGACGCAUUGAGAUUGCACAUACGCUGUGUCUAUCGGAAAGGCAAAUUAAGAUCUGGUUCCAGAACCGGAGGAUGAAGUGGAAGAAGGACCAUAAACUUCCCAACACCAAAGGCCGAUCCUCCGGUGGCCCUGGCCAGAGAUCGCUGGCAGUAACUAAGGACGACCCUACUCACAUCACGGCACUGUAGGGCAGGGCACUCCGUCCUGGAAGUACUGGGUUUAAACAGCUAUGUUGAAACACGUGGAGAACACGCACACAGAGAGUUUAUAUGAAGACACGAUUUUUGUUCCGAUUCAAGGCUGAUCCAUGCAGAGAAACAGGCUUCGGGGUUAAUGCAACUCAACUUAAACCUCAUCUUACCUGUUUGACCGAAAUAGACUAUAUGUGAACAAACCCACGUCCAGUUAAGUCAGUUCUUCAUGACAGUAGACUAUUUAUAUUCAUCAGUUUGAUAUGCUAUGUUUAUUAUAAUCUUUCAUUUCGUCCUUUCUGUAUUUUUGGGGGUGAAUAUCGCCCGUUAAUGUUUAUGUAAAUGCAGCAUAUUUUAUUUGUAAAAAUGCUUCUGAAUGCCCGAAUACCAAUAAUGUAAACUACAAAUAAAGUAGUU
Osmerus eperlanus (European smelt) is the source of this 2437-nucleotide messenger RNA. Its product is annotated as homeobox protein Hox-D4a-like. Lineage: Eukaryota; Metazoa; Chordata; Actinopteri; Osmeriformes; Osmeridae. Gene Ontology annotation, molecular function: DNA-binding transcription factor activity, RNA polymerase II-specific; RNA polymerase II cis-regulatory region sequence-specific DNA binding. Gene Ontology annotation, biological process: embryonic skeletal system morphogenesis; anterior/posterior pattern specification; positive regulation of transcription by RNA polymerase II. The record is from RefSeq and is a predicted model, not a curated record. The coding region runs from base 1340 to 2017 and encodes 225 amino acids. The transcript is spliced from 2 exons. Gene Ontology annotation, cellular component: nucleus; nucleoplasm.